Messenger RNA from Aphanomyces astaci, 917 nucleotides. RefSeq lists its product as hypothetical. Gene Ontology annotation, cellular component: cytoplasm. The record is from RefSeq and is a predicted model, not a curated record. The coding region runs from base 1 to 867 and encodes 288 amino acids. Gene Ontology annotation, biological process: regulation of MAP kinase activity; protein dephosphorylation. Gene Ontology annotation, molecular function: JUN kinase phosphatase activity. Lineage: Eukaryota; Oomycota; Saprolegniomycetes; Saprolegniales; Verrucalvaceae. The transcript has 6 exons.
AUGACAGGAUGGGGCGAGGCUAGGAAGACGAAGAAAGGCAAGUCGCCCCUAAAAUCGCCACAACCAAAGUCCCGCAAAGUCCAUGCGGGGCAGCAUGCAGAGGAGCAGCAAGCUGGUACAUCGUCCAGCCCCAAGACAUCCAAGCCACCAGAAGGCCGCAAAGUCGAAGUCAAGCCCAAGCUGUUGCGUCGAAGUUCGUCCGAAGGCAGUGCAUAUAUGCUGGUGAAACAAAAGAACAAAGAGGCCCAGCACAAGAUGUUGACGACUUCGUUUCCAGAUGACUACUCGGAAGCCUCGCUCUUGGACACCAUGUCGUCUUGGCUGGGCCGCCUCCUCGGACUCAAUGCGACGCCACACUCGAUGGACAAGAUCCUUCCGUUCCUCUUCCUCGGCAACGACCACGCCGCCAGCCACCUGCCCGACCUCCGCAAAGCCGGCAUCACCCACGUGUGCAAUGUCGCGACCCAAUGCAACGACCACUUUCCCGACCACUUUGAAUACCUCCACCUCCAUCUCUUCGACUCGCCGACCCAGAAACUGGCCAAACACAUCAAGGCUGCGGGCGCGUUUAUUCAUCGCGCCAAGCACACGAACGGCCGCGUGCUCGUGCAUUGCGUUGCAGGCGUGUCUCGAUCCGUGUGUGUCGUGGUGGCGUACCUGGUUGAGCACUGUCACAUGCCCCUCGUGCAAGCGUACGACUAUGUCAAGCGAAAACGACCAGUGAUGUGCCCCAGCGAGUCGUUUCGUAUGCAGUUGGCCAUGUACGAGAUUGCUCUGUUUGAAUCGUCGUCGGUGCUGUCGACUUCCAACUCGGACUGGGACUUUUACGAACUCAACAUGUAUCGGCAAACCAGAAGGCGGCAUUAAUAUUAUUAGGUCAUGCAACUAUUUAACGCUAAAAUAGAUUUAACCCUCGU